GUAGUUUGAUCAUGACGCAGUCGCGGCAUCGUGGCUUCUGAUGCGAUUAGUAUUGUUCCACGUCCGUUCUGCUAGACGAGAGAUAGUUUAGCUUUCGCCCGGCUCGGCCUCUGUACGCGUGUGUGCAUGUGCGCGUGGCUGACCGAACCCCCGCUACGAGCCGAUCACGUAUUAUACUGGUCGCCUGCGCGCAGAAAGUAAAUGCGCGCCCGCGCGAGCACUAAUGGAUUUCGGCGGCGGUGCGUAAGUGCGCGCGCGCGCCGGUAAUUGUACCUCUUGUGCACAUUCUCAAAAGUAUACGGCCGUUCGAGACAUUUGACAGUCGAUACAACCUGCAGCUUUCGUUCGUGCGGUACGCCUCGUUCUCGACGUUGCUCCCACUUUUUUCCAGUCUGCGACAAUCUACGCACCUCAGAUAUUACUAGUUCAACUUUGGAUUUAACUCGACUAAUACAGUGAAAAAUAUCGCAAAAUGACUAGCGGCAAAAUCCUGGUUCUUGGGUUGCUUGCAUUACUUUCAACAACUCAAGUAACAGGAGCCUGGCACGAUGGAUCUGGACCAUGGGUCAUUGCUACUCAAGGAGAACCAUGGCCACUACCCAACCAGCGAGAAGUGAAUAACGUAAACUACCACCUAGAACCAUCUUCCUUCAAUUUUCAGAUUGCUGGACAGACAUGCGACAUUCUUGUGGAUGCCGUCAAGAGAUAUAAAAAUAUCCUUGUAAAGGAAUUUGAAGUGGCGCAAAAGCUUGCAUCGCAUAAACCUGACAAUGAGAAUACUAUUUACGAAGGAUUACUUUUGGGAUUGGAAAUACACUUGAAGCAGCCUUGUGAGAUGUAUCCACGUUUAUCAUCAAAUGAAACAUACACAUUAAGCGUACCUGGCAAAACUAACAAAAAAAUCGCGAUUUUGUCGGCCGAUUCCAUUUGGGGUAUCCUAAGAGGACUUGAAACUUUUUCGCAACUUGUUACUCAUUCCGAAAAUGAACCUGGACUCAUCAUGAAAGGACAAACAAUUGUCGACAGCCCUAGGUUACCGCACAGAGGUCUUCUCAUCGAUACUUCAAGACAUUACCUUCCAAUCGCAGAUAUUAAGCUUAUAUUGGAUGCUAUGUCCUAUAACAAAUUGAACGUUCUUCAUUGGCAUAUCGUUGAUGACAAUAGUUUUCCUUACGAAAGUACUGUAUAUCCUGAACUUUCAGCCAAAGGCGCUUACCACCCUUCAAUGAUUUACACAGUCGAUGAUAUAACUGCUGUUAUUGAAUAUGCACGUUUUCGAGGAAUCCGCGUACUGCCGGAAUUCGACACACCUGGUCAUACUCAAUCUUGGGGCUUGUCUCAUCCAGAAUUUUUAACCCCAUGUUAUGAUGAGACGGGAAAACCUACUGGCAAAUUGGGCCCGAUGAAUCCAACCAAGCAACCACUCUACGGCUUCCUAAAAACGCUGUUUGGCGAAGUAACAGCAAGAUUCCCAGACAACUACAUUCAUCUCGGAGGUGACGAGGUACCGUACGACUGCUGGAAGAGUAAUCCCGAGAUAAAUAGGUUCAUGCAGAAAAAUAACAUUAGCACGAAGUACGCAAAACUUGAGGAGCUAUACAUCCAGCGCGUACUCGACAUUGUGGAUGAGUUGAAGGUCAAACCAAUCGUUUGGCAAGAGGUUUUCAACAACGGAGUAAAGAUGCACGAAGGCACAGCAGUUCAUAUCUGGACUGGCGCCUAUAAAGCUGAGAUGGCUGAUGUCACUGCCGCUGGACAUCCAGCUCUACUCUCUGCAUGCUGGUACCUCGAUCAUAUUGCAUCUGGUGGUGACUGGCUAAAAUAUUACCACUGUGAUCCUCUGGAUUUCAAGACUACCUCGCCUGAACAAUUAAAGCUUGUUUUAGGCGGAGAAGCUUGCAUGUGGGGCGAAUUUGUUGACAAAAACAAUGUGCAUCCAAGGAUUUGGCCAAGAGCUUCUGCUACGGCCGAAAGACUUUGGAGUAACAUAAGUCAAGACGACGACACUGCUGCUCAACGGUUAGAGGAGCACGCAUGCCGUAUGAAUAGACGCAAUGUGCCCGCUCAGCCACCCAACGGAUCUGGAUUUUGUGUAACAUAAUUUAUAAAUUAAGAAAAUGUGCAUUCUUUUUUAAAUACAAAAAGCAAUUAAAAUCUGAUAUUACCGACUAACAUUUGAAUAUUAUGCUA
Messenger RNA from Nasonia vitripennis (jewel wasp), 2190 nucleotides. Its product is annotated as beta-hexosaminidase subunit beta. NCBI's taxonomy places the organism in Eukaryota, Metazoa, Arthropoda, Insecta, Hymenoptera, Pteromalidae. The record is from RefSeq and is a predicted model, not a curated record. Gene Ontology annotation, molecular function: beta-N-acetylhexosaminidase activity. The transcript has 7 exons. Gene Ontology annotation, cellular component: membrane. Bases 473 to 2101 code for a protein of 542 amino acids. Gene Ontology annotation, biological process: ganglioside catabolic process; glycosaminoglycan metabolic process; carbohydrate metabolic process.